Molecule: messenger RNA, 555 nt
Organism: Aspergillus tanneri
Lineage: Eukaryota; Fungi; Ascomycota; Eurotiomycetes; Eurotiales; Aspergillaceae
Exons: 3
Coding region: 1-555 (184 amino acids)
Biological process (GO): glutathione metabolic process
Cellular component (GO): cytosol
Molecular function (GO): 5-oxoprolinase (ATP-hydrolyzing) activity
Source: RefSeq, a predicted model, not a curated record
AUGCCAGAUGGGUAUACAGUAAAAGGCAAAGUGUGGAAGCUCCUGCGAGCACUCUACGGAGGUGACAUCAAAAUCGUAAUUGAUCGUGGAGGUACAUUUACUGACAUCUGGGCCAGUCUCCCUGGGCAGUUAGACAUUAUCCUCAAACUGCUUUCAGUAGACCCAUCCAAUUACCAAGAUGCACCACCCGAAGGCAUUCGACGAAUCCUGUCACACUUUUACAGCAAGGAGCUCCCCUGUGGAAGCCUUCUACCUAAAAGAGACAUCGAGUUUAUUCGGAUGGACACUACUGUCCCCACAAAUGCCUUUCUUGAACGUAAGGGUACGAAACACGCGUUCCUUGUAACUAAAGGAUUUCAGGAUCUGUUGAAGAUUGGAUAUCAAUCUAGGCUGAGACUGUUCGAUCUUAAUAUCGUGAAGCCGGAUGUACUGUAUAGUGAGAUGCAUGAAAUUGAGACUAGAAUAACUAUUGAGGGGUUCGACAAGGACCUGGACGGGCUUUUCGACUCCAAAGAGGAAAUCCCUGGAUUCCUUCUUCGUGGCACAAGGGGAUAA